Messenger RNA from Aspergillus saccharolyticus JOP 1030-1, 2225 nucleotides. It is a transcript of the gene adaB, whose product is annotated as chromatin-binding transcription regulator ADA2. The coding region runs from base 401 to 1963 and encodes 520 amino acids. The record is from RefSeq and is a predicted model, not a curated record. NCBI's taxonomy places the organism in Eukaryota, Fungi, Ascomycota, Eurotiomycetes, Eurotiales, Aspergillaceae. The transcript has 3 exons. Gene Ontology annotation, cellular component: nucleus; SAGA-type complex. Gene Ontology annotation, biological process: regulation of transcription by RNA polymerase II; chromatin remodeling. Gene Ontology annotation, molecular function: zinc ion binding; transcription coactivator activity; chromatin binding.
UCAAGUCAGCUCAACACUUAUCAUCUAUUCAAGUAUAACCAAAAUCAUCCUUGUUCUCUGCGCUACUUGAUCGCCUGUCCAGAAACGCUCCUAUCCCUUCAAUCAUACCCAACUUUUCGCAUAAUCUGACGGGACUUCUUUUUUCCCCCUCCCCGUGGUUUCCCCGGCACUUCCUUACUCAUUCCUACCCGGUAACUUAGCGGAGACCUUCAGACACAUCCCUUGAGCGGUCUCGACCACUGUUCGGUCUCUUAUCGGCUUCCCCCCAAAGCCUUAAAGCCUUCCACUCGCGCCAAGCUUUCUUCUUCAGAAUACAUAGCCCUCGGCCUUGACUGGAGGGCGCGUCGGGGUGGUCGCAACGGACACGGGAACACUGGAGGAUGAGAGGGCACCGCAACCGAUGGGUGUAAUACGGAAGAAGACCGCCUCGCGCGGCACCGAAGCAGGCACCAAAUACCACUGCGAUAUCUGCUCGGUUGAUGUGACUUCGACGGUUCGCGUAUCCUGUGCCCAUCCCUCCUGCCACGAAUACGAUCUUUGCGUCCCUUGUUUUGCGGCCGGAGAAAAGUCUAAGAACCAUGAUCCGUCUACACAUCCCUUCCAGGUUAUCGAGCAGAACUCCGUGCCUAUUUUCCAAGAAGACUGGGGUGCUGAUGAGGAGCUCUUGUUACUGGAAGGCGCGGACAUCUACGGGCUGGGGUCGUGGGCCGACAUCGCAGAUCAUAUUGGCGGAUAUCGUACCAAGGAGGAGGUACGGGAUCACUACAUCAGCACAUACAUUGACAGCCCCAACUUCCCUCUCCCGGAACGCGCCGAUCCAGAAGACACGCGCCUGUCAGAUUCCAUCUCCAAAGAAGAGUUUCAAUCGCGAAAGAAGCGCCGCAUUGAGGAGCGCAAAGAGGCCGCCAAGGCGGCCCCUCCCACCACCCCCAAGCAGAAGCCUACGGCUAGUGUUCCGGCGUGUCACGAAGUACAGGGUUACAUGCCGGGUCGGCUGGAGUUUGAGACCGAGUUCAUGAACGAUGCAGAAGAGGCCGUGCAGCAUAUGACCUUCGAGCCCGGUGCGGGCGAGAUUGCGAAUGGCGAGAUGGAUGCGGAGAUGGAGCUGAAGAUGACGGUGGUGGACAUUUACAACUCGCGCUUGACGGCGCGCACGGAGCGCAAGAAGGUGCUUUUUGAGCAUAACCUGCUCGAAUACCGAAAGAACACGGCGCUGGAAAAGAAGCGCACGAAAGAAGAACGGGAUCUGCUGAAUAAGGCCAAACCGUUCGCCCGCAUGAUGAACCACGACGAUUUCGAAGAAUUCAACAAGGGACUGGAGUACGAGCACAACCUGCGCCUGGCUAUCGCACAGCUGCAGGAAUGGCGGCAGAUGGGCAUUGGCGACUUGAAGGGCGGCGAGAAGUAUGAGCAAGAAAAGCAGCAGCGCGCUCAGCGAAUGAUGCCGCAGGGCUCAUUUGACCGGUUCGCGAGCACACGGCCGAAGCAGCAACAGCAGCCCGAACAGCCGUCGGCGGCUAGUCAGUUGACCACGCCGGAGCUCCCGCUCCGACUUCAGAAGACGCCGGGGGCUUCCAAGGCCCCCGAGCCUCCUAGCCAGCCUCCAAUGAACGACUUUGACCGAAUGUUUGCCACCAACGGGGACGGGGUCAGCACGCCCACGCCGCUGGCGAAGACCAAGUUUAUUGUGCAGCCGCUGAAUGGAGUGAUACCAUGGAAGCUGGAGAACGAAGCGGCUCCAGAUUUGCAUCUCCUGACGAAGGAGGAGGUCGAGGUGUGCAAUGUGCUUCAUAUUCAGCCCAAGCCGUACCUAGUGAUAAAGGAAACGCUGCUGAAGGAGUCGAUGAAGCAGGGGGGAAGUCUGAAGAAGAAGGAUGCGCGAACGAUCUGCAAGAUUGACAGCGCCAAGACCAGUCGGAUCUAUGACUUUAUGGUGCACAGUGGCUGGAUUAACAAGGGGUGACUGCCUGUAUGAAAUACCCCGGGUAUGUUUUAUUGGAGUUGCGAGGCGUUGGGCGGGGUGGACUGUGUAGUUCUGAUGCUGUGCCUCCAAUUUAUUGACGACACGAAUGAUGCAUAGCUUGAUCCGAUAGUAAUGUAGAGAUGUGGUGAUUAAACAAGUCUAUUGGCUGCUGGGCGACGGACUCGAGUUUUACAAGAGAGCCUACUGAGUAGCUUACUACAAAAGUGAGGUAGAGAGAGGAGCGAACCUCGGCACCGAGCAC